AUGCAAGUAAUCAAGCCUCAAAAGCGAGUGAGUAGUGAAUGGUUGUGGCAGUUUCAGGAUGGUGACCGUUUUAUUGAUGUAUUCGACAGUCCCAGCGAUACAUGGUUAAUCUUUGGAGUAUUUUAUUUAGACAAAUUUGAUAACGACCCUCAUUCAAAACUUGAGAAGCUUCUAAAUCAAUUAAAUGAUGAAAUCUGCAUCUGGAAUCAUAAAUACCCCUGGUCUGAAUUUAACGGUAUUAGUUUACAAUUGGACAAAACCGCCCAAGGUGUACCUUUCAUAUUGGGACAGAUAUGUGUUGAAGAUAACGUGGUAGAAGAGGAAGCGAUAGUUGUGGCCUUGCUUCAAAAGUUUACAUCAAAAUGUGGGAUGCCACAAGUUUUCGUCAAAGUUUGUGAUACUGAUGGUGAUUUCCUUCUGGCAGAGGCUAGUGACACUAUUCCCGAAGAUUACGAAUAUCCAGUGUCCAUAAAUCGAUUAUGGAUUCAUGAAGGUAAAUUCAAAUUGAUUCCCAAGGAAUAUUACGAGCAUCGUGGGCUGAACCAUGAGGAAGCAUUGAAGUUUUUAAGAAACAAUUACUACAAAUUGAUAGUAAUCGAUGGAAUUCAGCGUAAGAUUUCCCAAGGAAUUACUAAUAAAUACCCAGAAGGUUUUUUAGAUAAUCUGGUGAAAUUACCACUGGUAUUCGAAGACAGUCAGGCUCUAAGCAUUACAAAUGCCAACCCUCGAAUAAUAAGCUUUGCACUGAAAAAUCUCAUAACUGAGGAAAUUGAAGUUAACAAAGAAGUAAGUCAAGUUAACGACGGUCAACGGAAAGAAUUCUUAGUUCCAAGAAGGUUUGUUGAUCUGCUUUCGCUGUUUCUUGAUUCCAAAGGUUUAAAGAAGAGCCCCGAUCAUAUACCUCUGUAUUGUGGGAGAGCGGUAGCAAGUGUAAUCAAUUCUCUGUUGCGAAGUUCUAUCAUCAAUGUAAAUUCCAAUGCUGGAUCUUUGCCAGGUAAUAAUACUGGUUACUUCGACUCACAUAAAUUUCAAAUGGCAUCAUUAAAUGAACCCUUUAAAAUGGAUUAUAAUAACGAUAAUGUUGAAAACAUUGUAGAAAGACUUGGCGAAUUCUUCAAGCAAGGUAACGAUAGGAAGACUUCAAGUGACCAUGAGCAGGAAGUUCAGCAGGAUUCUGAUGAUGAUGAUGAGAAGGCAAGACAAUUUUUCAGAGAUGAGAAUGUAGACAUUGAUGAAGACGAUUUUUUUGAAUUUUUUCUGGCUGAUGCCCUAAAAAUGAAUAAAGACAAUAUUGAAGCAUUACGAUCUCAGGAGGAACAAAAUGAAUCUAGUACAUCUUCUGAAAAUCCAGGCUCAUUAGACGGAUAUGAAGAGCUACUUGCUGAUGGCGACGGCCUUGAAGGUCUUUCGCCAUCAGCGUUGGGUGACUUACUAAAGGCAUUGGCGAUUGAUGGCGCUACGGAAGGACCUUUACAGACUAUACUUAGAAACGCUGCUGGACAUCAAAACGAUGAAUUAUAA
This is a messenger RNA of Zygosaccharomyces rouxii, 1521 nucleotides long. RefSeq lists its product as uncharacterized. Lineage: Eukaryota; Fungi; Ascomycota; Saccharomycetes; Saccharomycetales; Saccharomycetaceae. Gene Ontology annotation, cellular component: nucleus. The transcript has a single exon. The coding region runs from base 1 to 1521 and encodes 506 amino acids. The record is from RefSeq and is a predicted model, not a curated record.